AUGCCUCGCGAUGCAGUAGAAGAUGAUCAGGAGUUUGAGGAUCCUAUCCAAGCCGAGUAUGCUGAUACAGAUGAGACGCUUGCCCAGGACGAAGGGGAUGCAAUGAAUCAGUCCAACGUCAUAGGGGAUAGACUCCGUCAUGCACAACCUGUCGCUUCAACUAAGUACCACGAACUGGAUGAGGAUGACCUUCCAAAUGAGGCUCAGUGA
Messenger RNA from Penicillium nucicola, 210 nucleotides. RefSeq lists its product as uncharacterized. The coding region runs from base 1 to 210 and encodes 69 amino acids. NCBI's taxonomy places the organism in Eukaryota, Fungi, Ascomycota, Eurotiomycetes, Eurotiales, Aspergillaceae. The transcript has 2 exons. The record is from RefSeq and is a predicted model, not a curated record.